This is a messenger RNA of Nematolebias whitei (Rio pearlfish), 2148 nucleotides long. Its product is annotated as eukaryotic peptide chain release factor subunit 1. The coding region runs from base 165 to 1496 and encodes 443 amino acids. The transcript has 11 exons. Lineage: Eukaryota; Metazoa; Chordata; Actinopteri; Cyprinodontiformes; Rivulidae. The record is from RefSeq and is a predicted model, not a curated record. Gene Ontology annotation, molecular function: sequence-specific mRNA binding; translation release factor activity, codon specific. Gene Ontology annotation, cellular component: cytosol; translation release factor complex. Gene Ontology annotation, biological process: cytoplasmic translational termination.
UGUGAUCGCCUGUCGAAGGCACCACGCGCAGCGUGUGAAGGGAGAGAAACCGGUGGAGAAAGCAACGUCAUUCCUCGCACCAUCAAUUCGACGUAACGCAACAGAAAGAGAGUGGAGUGGAGCGGCGUUGUCCGAGGCAGGUGCUGAAGCUAUAGAGCAGAAAGAUGGCGGACGACCCCAGCGCGGCGGACAGGAACGUGGAGAUAUGGAAAAUCAAGAAGCUGAUCAAAAGUUUAGAAGCUGCCCGUGGCAAUGGCACCAGUAUGAUCUCGUUGAUCAUUCCCCCAAAGGACCAGAUCUCCAGAGUAGCCAAGAUGUUGGCUGAUGAAUUUGGCACUGCUUCAAACAUCAAGAGUCGAGUUAACAGGCUCUCUGUACUUGGGGCCAUCACUUCGGUACAACAAAGACUAAAACUCUACAACAAGGUGCCACCCAAUGGCUUAGUUGUGUAUUGUGGAACAAUUGUAACCGAGGAAGGCAAGGAGAAGAAAGUCAAUAUUGACUUUGAACCUUUUAAACCAAUCAACACAUCUUUGUACCUCUGUGACAACAAGUUCCACACUGAGGCAUUGACAGCCCUGCUCUCUGAUGACAGUAAAUUUGGCUUUAUUGUCAUUGAUGGUAGUGGAGCACUGUUUGGGACACUUCAAGGCAACACCAGGGAGGUGCUGCAUAAGUUCACUGUGGACCUACCCAAGAAGCACGGCAGAGGAGGACAGUCUGCUCUGCGUUUUGCACGUCUAAGAAUGGAAAAGAGACAUAACUACGUGAGAAAAGUUGCAGAGACUGCUGUCCAGCUCUUUGUAUCCAACGACAAAGUAAAUGUGGCAGGAAUGGUUUUGGCUGGCUCUGCUGAUUUUAAGACGGAACUUAGCCAAUCUGACAUGUUUGAUCCAAGGUUACAGGCUAAGGUUUUAAAGCUAGUUGACAUCUCUUAUGGAGGCGAAAAUGGUUUCAACCAGGCCAUCGAGCUUUCUGCAGAAGUUCUUUCGAAUGUCAAGUUUAUUCAGGAGAAGAAGCUCAUAGGGCGGUACUUUGAUGAGAUUAGCCAGGACACGGGCAAGUACUGCUUUGGAGUGGAGGACACACUAAAAGCCCUAGAGAUGGGAGCAGUGGAGAUCCUCAUAGUCUAUGAGAACUUAGACACCAUGCGUUAUGUUCUACGUGUGCAUGGGGCCGAGAGCAAUGGAGCUGAGAACGAUGAGAAAAUUUUGUACUUGACGCCAGAACAGGAGAAAGACAAGUCUCACUUCACAGACAAAGAGACGGGGCAGGAACACGAGCUGAUUGAGAGCAUGCCACUGCUCGAGUGGUUUGCGAACAACUACAAAAAAUUCGGAGCCACUCUGGAAAUUGUAACAGACAAGAGCCAGGAAGGAUCUCAGUUUGUCAAGGGCUUCGGAGGAAUUGGAGGUAUCUUGCGGUACAGGGUGGAUUUCCAGGGCAUGGAGUACCAAGGAGAGGAUGAUGAGUUCUUUGAUUUGGAUGACUACUAGGUAGUCUUGGACUGGUAUUGGGAGAAGAAAAAGGAAUGAAUGAAGAAAUAAUUAAUGAAAAAAAUGCCACCUCUCCUGCAGCAAGUGAGGGGAAACUGUGUUGACCAUAUAUAUAUGACAGACACACCUUCCAAUUUACUUGUUGCAUACACAAACUUGCAAAUACAUCUGUACACUCUUCAAAAUGCAUCACACAGGCUGAAGAGGAAUGAAAUUUUCUUUUAGCCAGAGAGGGAGAAAGCCCUUCCUGAAUAUAUCCCUGCCUUAGAGUGCUGGUUCCUUCCCCUUGUUGGAUUGGACUUGACUCACAUUGGUUCAGUUUUUUUUUUUUUUUUUUUUUUUUUCCUCUUCCCUUCCACUGAACACAACAGCAACUUUCCAGAUUGCUUCUUGCCCCUAACUUGGUCUAAAGAUGGACAUGGACUUACUCCUCAGAUAUAGAAAAUAUAUUUUCGUUUCUGGCCUCAUAAUGUCCCUAAUCUUUUUUUUUUCCCCACCUCUAUGCUUUCUCUCUCUUUUUUUUUUUUCGCAUUGCAUUUCAUUUUUUUACUGGUAACUGCUGCUGUUGUAUUUUAUGAAAGCGGGGGAUUUUUUUUACCUGGGAUUUCUGUAGAGAACGGGGGACAAAGUAUUAAAUUUGAACUGCUGAAAA